Messenger RNA from Aspergillus saccharolyticus JOP 1030-1, 1351 nucleotides. Its product is annotated as putative acyl-CoA:6-aminopenicillanic-acid-acyltransferase. The record is from RefSeq and is a predicted model, not a curated record. Bases 65 to 1183 code for a protein of 372 amino acids. The transcript has 3 exons. Lineage: Eukaryota; Fungi; Ascomycota; Eurotiomycetes; Eurotiales; Aspergillaceae.
CUUCCUUGAACUUCACUUUAAAUAAAUCACUAAACGGAGGUGAAGGCAGAAAGAUUCACUCACCAUGCAUCUUCAUCAUAACACCAAAGAACCUCCAAAGAUUGUGCUCAGUGGCACCCCACUAGAGAUCGGCCUGCAACAUGGCGCCCAGCUCCGCGCCCAGAUCGAAAGUCAGCUUUCCGUCUACCGGACGAUGUUCCAAUAUACCUCGAAGUUAUCGUGGGAUGCGGUGCUCGACCUGGCCGGGGAGUUCCGCACCACCAUUGCUCGACUCACCCCGGAGCUCCUAGAGGAAAUGCAAGGUAUUGCCGACGGAGCGGGCGUCACUCUGCUGGACAUCAUCGCCUUGAACUGUCGCAGCGAGAUCUCGUUCGGCAAGUUCUCCGACGGCUGCACGAGUCUCUCGCUCCAUCGAUCCGGACGGGGCCGCAUUCUCGCCCAGAACUGGGAUUUCACCACUCAACUGCAGAACCAUCUGGCGAUGGUGGAAAUUAUCCAGCCAGGGAAACCAGUGAUUUACAUGGUUACUGAGGCCGGCCUCGUCGGCAAGAUCGGCUUCAACAGCGCCGGUGUGGGCGUCUGUCUCAACGCCAUCCGCGCCCAUCCCUGUCUCAGCUCCAAACUGCCCAUUCACCUCGCCCUCCGUCUGUGUCUGGAGAGUGUCUCCGUUGAGGCUGCGCUGGAACGACUGUCGGCCCUGGGCGGCGUCGCCUCCAGCCAACACAUUCUGAUCGCAGACCGCACGGCCGCCCUCGGCUUGGAGCUCUCCCCGCUCGGGGACGAUCAUCUGCCCGAGGACGAGUACGGGGUGGUCACCCACACGAACCACUUCCUGGUGAACCGCAGGGUCAUCGAGCCGCCGUGGCUGUCCGGGUCGCCGGUUCGACUGGCCCGCGUGCGUGCGUUGUUGCGAGAAAUCGUCGGUAGUGGCGUUCUGGAGGAUGAGAGCGCAAACAUGGUGGGGACGGUUCUCCGUGACCAGAUCUUCUCCGAUACUUGUGAUGGUCCGCAGUCCAUUUGCUGGCAAGAGGACCCCGCUCAGCCGGAAAUCGUGCGUACGGCGACUUUGUUCAAUAUUGUGAUGCGAUUGGAGGAGGAAGAGGGGGCCUUGGGGGCGGAGGUCGUGUUUGGGAGGCCCGGAUCGGGGAUGGAGAGCUCGGUGAACAGGAUGCCGUGGCGGUAAUGCCUGUAAACUAAGCUCGAAAUACUCGGAGUUCUUCCUGGGCUACUCUUUGUGACGAUAUAUGGUCUGGAGGGCGAUGAUUCUUUGAGUCAGUCCUUGGUGUGGUGAAGGAGGAUUUCGCUUUAGGGUCGAUCACUCGUUACUGCCAGGAUCAAGAAACAAAAAGAG